Molecule: messenger RNA, 4054 nt
Organism: Caenorhabditis elegans
Lineage: Eukaryota; Metazoa; Nematoda; Chromadorea; Rhabditida; Rhabditidae
Gene: ttc-17
Product: TPR_REGION domain-containing protein
Exons: 16
Coding region: 27-3869 (1280 amino acids)
Source: RefSeq, marked reviewed
AGAAAAAGGUCCGUCGGGUCGGGCCGAUGAAUCGGAAAUUCUUCGCAUGGCUUUUCACACUUCUCAUUCUCAACAAUGAUGUAGUUCUAUCAGCAUAUCACUGGAAAAUUAGUGAAGAUGGAAAGAAAAUCCAGGCAGUUCCCGACACGAGGUACCAUCUAAAAUUACCGGGAUCGUUGACCGACUUCAUAACUCAAGUGGAAAAUGUAAAAGUCGUCGAUCGGCAGGCAAAUGAGCUGCAUGGAUCGAUGGGAAAAAUAAAAAACCACGAGAAUUUCGAUAAUCCAAAGUUUGAAGAAGACUUUAGGCGACAAGAAGAAGCAUGUGUAAAAUCGCGUGGAAUACGACUGCAAUCCGACAGUUUCCACACGUCUUUCACCGCGGAACUGUGUCCCGAGUUCCAUGAGUCAUAUCAACAAUAUACUGCAUUUGUCAAAGAAUACUUUGGAUCACCACCGGACAGUGAUAAACGACCGCCUAGAUGUAAUUAUUGGUUUGAAGCAGUCAAGAUGAAGGGUCAGAAUAAUGUGGACCUUGGAAAAAGCUUACAAGAUAAGUAUGACGCUGAUGACGACAUGUAUCUGAAAGUUCUUGACUUGUACUUCCCAGGAUUCGCCAAAUUCACGCGAGGAUCCGAAGGAAUGUCUCGCUUCGGAAAUAUGUUGUCAAGUAUGCUGAGUCACGCUGAUGAGAGAGUAUCUCGCAAUGCCUAUCUUCAUAUGGCAGCUGCUGCCUACUGGAGAGCUCAAGGAAAGAUUUCAGAUGCGUUCACGUGCUAUGCAACAGGGAUACAUUUUGUAAACGACGAAAAUCGAGCACCCCACAUCGGUGCAUUCCAUCCAUCACAUGCAGAACAUACUAUCAGAUUGUCUAUCGCAACUCUUCUGAAUAGAGCCGGAUACUCUGUAGAAGCUCAUAUUAUUCUUAAACAACUCACUUCUACUAACACUGUGGCAUGUUAUAGCGGAAUGAUGCAUGCAGCAACUGGAGAUGCUUCAGUUCUAACUGGUCCGGAAUCAGCUAUCGACUAUGAUACCGAACAAAUAUCAAUUCAAUUGAAAUUGACGAAUAAAGAGCGAAAAAGCAUGUUCAGCAACACUUUCUACAAUUAUGCAAAAGCAGCAAGUGAUUUCAAGGCUGCAAAAAAAGAACACAAUCAAAAGGAUGGAGAACUUUUCGAUCAAUCUUUUGAUUCUGUUGAAUCAAAAGCUUCUGUAAUUUCAUGUCAUUUGAGGCUGUAUUCAGCUCUUGAAAAACAGAAAAAGAACCUUGAAGAGCUAGUCGUUGAGAAAACAAAUUUUCAAGAAUCAUACAAUAAACGAGUUGAGAUGAACUCAAAUAUUUUAUCACUGAUGCCAUCAGCAGAAGCACGAGCUAAUAGUCUACUUUUCUAUGAUCAAAUCAAAUAUGGUGCACAUCCCCAUCGAAAAUGCCAGAGAGCGCAGAUUAAUAGAUUCCCUGCCACAAAUCAUAAACUGAACUGGGCAACCACGAUGAUUUGCUCGCUAUCCUGUACUCCUGAAAAAUACGAGGAAUCAAUGGCGCCGCUGCGAGAGAAAACUUUACGAAAUCGUCCGGCGAUCAAUGAAACUUCGUGGAAAGUUACAGAAGUGUAUCCUCCAAAUCGAGCAUUUGAGAAGACAUUGUUCGAUAUUUCAAGAAAUAGUCAGCAGGAUGGAUACUUCAGAAUGAUAGAACCCCGCUUCACUAAUAAAGAAAUCGAUGAAAGUGUGGAUCGAUUUUGGAGACGAGCAGAUUGGCCGAAUUCCGUGGAUUGUCAAGCUGUAGUGUCGUCAUCCAAUCCGUUCCGAAUCAAUACUUUCCCUCAAGUUUUUAUUUCACCAGAAAAUCGAGGAUGGCUUGUCUCCGAACUGUUGACAACUCACAUUGGACUUCAAUCAGCCGAUUCUCUUCCUCUUCCAUGGUUUGAACCAAGAUGUGAUUUUGUAAAAAUGGACGAUCUUCGAGUUUUUAGUGGAUUUGAAGCGAUUGAGCGACUCCUGAAUCCAAGAUUUGAUCGAAAAUCCGAAGGCUAUGCUGAAAAAACUUUGAAAACGACAUUUGUCCGUCUAGCAGAUCGUGUCAUCGAAGAACAUGAAAUGGCUGCAAGAAUUCAACUUUUGAUGAAACAUACCAUCGGUCCAAGAUGGGUUUCUCUGAACUUGGCAGGUCUCUACUGGAGGAUUCAAGGAAAUCCACAUCAGGCUACAAAAUGUCUUCUUGGUGCGUUCCUUGACAAACCUGAAGAAUCAUUUGUUUCGAUUGUUCAACUUGCUCAAGUUAUGCUCAAAUCAACUAGAAUGGUCAAUGACGCACACGGGUUUCUGAAUCAACAGCUCAAUCUUCUUGGCUACAGUGAACCACUUUUCCAUUAUGUACAAGGACGUAUGAAGCUUCUGCUUCACGAUGUGGACAAAGCGAUUCAGCAUCUUAAAGAUGCAAUGGAUAAAGAUCCGAAUAAUCUGGUAAUCCAAGAAGAUCUUCUCAAAAUUGCAUGCAGUGGAAAGUCUACAAAAUCUGCCAUAUCAUCACAGUUCCCUACAGUAUGCUGCUCGCCAGUUGUUCAGAAUGCAGUUUGCAUCAGGCCACGAAAAGAUUCCGAAGAACAGUGCUACAUCGUUGAGUCAUCGAACAUUCCGGAUGCAUCACCACAACUAGUCUAUCAUCGAUGCAACGGAUUCUAUGAUGGUUUCAGUAAGAAAACGGCAGAUUAUGCGAGCAUCGUCUCACCAUUUUUACUCGUUUUCAACACUAUUACUCCACGGAAUGAUGUCACCAAUUGGGUUAAUCAAGUAGAUGGAAUUCAAACAGUUGAAAGUACUGAAAUGCCUCUUGAUUAUGGUGGAUGGAACUCAUUUUUCACGGAUAGACCUGCAGAAUGGUGGGACAGUGCCACAAAUGAGAUGAAGUAUAUACUUCCGACGAAAAAAGAAAAAGAAGUUGAUUCAUGGGAAGAAUCGUGGGAGUCAGAUCUAGCUGAAAUUCCGGGAAAACCUCUUUCCUACCUGUGGAUUCGAGAAAAGUCAAUGAUGAUUCAGUACGACGCCAAAUUACCAUCUGAGCUGCCAAAACCAUCAAUUCAUCAAAUUCGACGUGGAGUUUCACUUUUCCCUCCACCACGUGUGGCAACUAUGUCUUGUAACGGAGUGGCCAAACCCGAAGCAAUGUUCGAAAAUGCUCCAUCCACUUGGGUAUCGUUAACCGCCAAAGGAGAAGAUAUUGAAAAAUAUGUUGAUUUACGUGGACCAAUGCCUGCAAUGGCUUCUCUUCAACCAAUCUGCCCUAAUAUGGAUAAAUACAAAAACUCACCCCUUCUUGGACUUGGUCAUAUUCCUGCUUUUGCUCUUAGCGACCAGUUCUUGUUCUACCAACCGGAGAAGGCUCUUGCUGAAGCUCUGAAAUCACUUGGCAAUGAAAGAGAUACUAUCGAACAUGUAGCUGCUCGACUUCACGCUGCCAUGCUUCACAGUAAUGCUAAGGAUGGUCAUGUCAGUUGGGUACUCUGUGUACUUUCUUCCCUCUACUGGAGAGUCACUGGAAAUGCUGAAAAUGCAAUUGGAUGCCUCCGAUGUGCUCUUCAUACUGCUCCACCACACAUGAGAGACGUUGCUUUGGUGUCCCUGGCCAACAUCUGCCACCAAGCUGGUCUCUUCAACUCUGCUCUGAUCUCUGCCGGUGCUGCUCUCAGUGCUUCUCCUCGUCUAGUCGCCAUCCAUUUCACACUUGGCAACAUCUAUGCGUCAAUUGGAGAUUAUCAGAGAGCUCUAAACUUCUACUACUCUACAUUAUCACUUCAAGCAAACUUCCAGCCAGCGAAAGAUAAAAUCCGCACGAUAUAUUGCCAUGCUGGGAAAGAAUUCGAGUUUUAAUUGUUGAAUUUAAUUUGGUUAAUUAUUCCCUUUUCAAUUCGUUAAUAGUUAUAAUUUUGCCUCAUUUCGUGCCCACCAAGUUUGCUUGUUCACUUUCCACAUUCUGUCUUGUUUUCAUCAAAACGGGUAAAUUAUAAAUUUCCUCAUUUUUUUCAAAAAAGUUUAUAUAAAUACAUAUUAUGAUG